This is a messenger RNA of Cuscuta campestris, 1720 nucleotides long. The record is from the annotation of a GenBank genome assembly. NCBI's taxonomy places the organism in Eukaryota, Viridiplantae, Streptophyta, Magnoliopsida, Solanales, Convolvulaceae.
GAUGCCAGGCCACUUUCUCAUCAAGGUUAGAACUCUCGGAAAGUGAAAGACAAUCCCAUGGACGAUGUCGAUCGAUUGUAUGAAUGCUUCAAAUGCGGCGUGUCUCCUCCGCAAUCUGCGAUCAGAGAAAGAAAAAGGGGAAAUAGAACAUUGAAACGGGUAGGUUCAACAUACGCCCAAUCAGCUGAAAAAAUUUCCAUGAGCACAGCAGAUGCGGAUCACUCUCUUGAAGAUUUGAUGGUACUAGUAAUUAGUGCGUGAUUAUUCUCAGUCCAGUUCAUCAAAAGCAAAAAGAAAUAGCAAUCGGAAGCAGUUCUCUCCCCUUGUGUUUUAUAGGUCUCCACAUGGGGUUCCUCCAAAGAGACCAGCUAGUUUGUUGCGCUUGUUGCAAGAAAUACAUGUAGAUCUCAGAGAACAAAACAAGCAUAGACAAGAAGUAUGGGCCACUUUCCCUAAGCAGGAUGAAGCAGUCAAGCAUGCAAAACAGUUCAUGAAUGCUCGUGUUUUUAGUUAUCAGGAUCAUUUAAAUGGCCAAAGAAGGUUUCUUGUUUCCACAUAUGAGGACUUUUGGAGAAGGUAUAAAAAUAUGAAUUCUAAGAGGCACCAUUAUGAAGUCAUUCAGGAGGGCUUGCCAUGCCACCUUUAUUUUGAUUUGGAGUUCAAUAAGAGAGCAAAUGAAGAUAAGAAUGGAGAUGAAAUGGUUGAUCUCUUGGUCAUGGCUGUAUUUGAUACCCUGCUGGAAAAGUAUUCUCUUGAAGGAAGUCAUGACUGGAUUGUUGAGCUUGAUUCUUCUACUGAAGAUAAGUUCUCCCGACAUUUAAUCAUUAGAAUACCAAAGGCUGCAUUUAAGGACAACUCCCAUGUUGGGGCAUUUGUUACUGAGAUAUGUUCACGUAUAUAUACUUCAAAUGAAAUGGAUGAGAGAUUCAAAAAGCUCUUUGUCUUUAAAGAUUCAAAAUCAGUUGGAAUUCCAAGUCAGAUCUUUGUGGAUACUGCUGUCUACUCUAGAAACCGCUGCUUUCGCCUAGCUCUCUCAUCUAAAGCCGGGAAGACUUCUGUCCUUCUACCAAGUGGGCGCUUUAAAUGUGAGGACAUGAGUGAAGAAGAAAUGUUUAUGGCAUCACUGAUUUGCAAUAUGGAUGCUGACUGUGAGAAACUUUUGGUUUGUAAAAUGGAUUCAGAUUUUGUCAAGACCCUGCAUUUUGAUACAGAGACUACAGAAAAUUUCCAACAAAACUUCAUUCCCCAUGCAUCUGUGUUGAAUAGUUUUGAAGGUGAUCCCUCAAGAGCAUACUUGAUGGGAAAGUCGCCAUUCACAGCUUUAGAUGCAUUCAUUGUGUAUAUUGCCUCCAUAGGAAGUGUACCAGGAAAAGUUAGGAGUUGGUAUUGGUUCUCAGAGUAUGGGCUGAUGGUGUACAACAUGUCAAAAAACAGAUAUUGUGAAAGGAUCCAGAGAGAACACAAAAGCAAUCAUGGGAAUACAAUAUCAAAGGCAUUGGAAGCCGAACAGGCCAGCUUGGUGCCUUGGGUCGGGUGUCUUUCCUUCUUUAAAAUAAGUCCUACUUUAAUUCCACUCGCCUUAGUUAUGUUUUAGUAUUCUUUAUAUUUUGGUUAUUGCUUUUACGAAGUCGAGUUGCAUUAGGAUUCCCUCCUUUUUAUACUGAGACGAUUAAUGUUAAUUUUCAUCUUUCAUCUCCAAUUCAUUUAUCAAUUGUAACGG